GUGUCACCCUCACGCUUCCGGGGAUCCUCCAAGCUCACUUAAUACACGCACAGGCACACGCCUCAUUCGUGCCAAUCUAAAGAACACACACACGCAAACACGCUCGAGCCUGCACGCACGCGCGAAACCCUAGCCGUCGCACGCAAACACAUCAUCUCACACGCGCCUCCCUUCUCUCCCUGGCCGGACCCGUCCCCUACUUGCCGGAAAAGCUUACAUUUCUCAUAUUUUCUUGGCUUUCUUUCCUCCGUGAGGCUCCGGCGACCGGCCGUGGACGAUGCCGGAGAUAGUCUGAUGACCGGGAAGUUUACGUAUUACUGUGGCGAAAUUAGGGUUUUGAAACAGGAAAAAAGGAUCUGUUGUUCCUAUGAAGACACGAGGUUAGAUAGCUUGCUUUUGUGAUUUAAGAAAGUUAAGUUUAUGGAUAAAAUGGAGGUAGAUAACACUACUGAGCUUUAGAUUAAAGUGAAGGUUUUGCGUGAAUAUAUACUCGGAUUAUUGAGGCAUAGUGUGGCAAGCUGAUAUGAGAAGGCAGAUGUAGAGUCAGUGUGCUGCAGAAUUUUGUAGAUCAUGUGGCAACUUUUUUGCAUCCAUGUGAGUACUUGAGUGGCAAUGGUGGCAUUUGUCUUAGAGAUAUUCAACUACUAAGUACAGGUUGAGUUAAGAAGUUUCGAGAGAGAGAGAGAGAGGAUGGCAACAGAUAUGCAAAAAUUGAUUGGAACAAGUGAAGAAGAUGAUGAGGAAGAAAUGGACAUGGAUGUUAAAGAAGAAGAUGAUGAAGAUGAAAACAGGGAGAAACAUAUUGCCAGACAAGUGAUGGUAGGGAUUGAUGGAGGGAUGGCAUCAAACAGCAGUAAUAAUCAGUUUCUACAUCACCAGCAUAUUCAAGAUCAAGUUAGCACUCUAGGAGGGGGAGGAGGAGCACGGAGAAGUAGACCACUUGAGGAAAAAGAGAGAACUAAGCUAAGAGAGCGUCACCGGAGGGCAAUUACUGCAAGGAUCUUGGCAGGGUUAAGAAGGCAUGGGAAUUAUAAUCUUAGGGUUAGAGCUGAUAUCAAUGAUGUGAUUGCUGCUUUGGCCAGGGAAGCUGGCUGGGUAGUUCUUCCAGAUGGAACCACCUUUCCUUCAAGAACUCAGAACCCAAGGCCAUUGGGUGGCACUUCUGCAGGGGCAAUUUCAUCAUCUACCCAUCUGGUGUCACAACAGACUCCAUCUGCUUCCCUUAGGGGAGUCUCUCCUGGUUAUCGGCCUUCAGUAGAGUACAAUUCGUCUCGUCUGAAAGGUGUUUUUGUGCCUGCUCCAUCACCCUAUGAUCUACCCACAAGCACUCAAUCACAAAAUUCAGCAAUGAUGGGGGAUGGAGGGGAACAAACAGAGAGUCAUCCUCUCAUCAGUGGCUCCUUGGAUAAUGUCAAUGAUAAGCAGAUAGUUGACAUGUCACCAAAGUUAUUGGAGCGAGAUUUUACUGGCAGUUCAUAUGUACCUGUUUAUGUAAUGUUACCAUUGGGUGUCAUAAAUAUGAAGUGUGAACUGGCUGAUCCAGAUGGUCUAUUAAAGCAGCUGAGGGUAUUGAAAUCUGCAAGUGUUGAUGGUGUCAUGGUUGACUGCUGGUGGGGAAUAGUGGAGGCACAUGCUCCACAGGAAUAUAACUGGAAUGGUUACAAGAGGCUCUUUCAGAUGGUCCAUGAGCUUAAGCUUAAGCUACAGGUUGUGAUGUCAUUUCAUGAAUGUGGAGGCAAUUUUGGUGAUGAUGUUUGUAUCCCUCUUCCACAUUGGAUUGCAGAAAUCGGUCGAAGUAAUCCUGACAUUUUUUUCACUGAUAGAGAGGGAAGACGUAACCCAGAAUGCCUUUCAUGGGGAAUUGACCGAGAACGAGUUUUAAGAGGUCGAACUGCUCUUGAGGUAUACUUUGACUAUAUGAGAAGCUUCCGGGUAGAAUUUGAUGAAUUCUUUCAUGAUGAUCUUAUCUCCAUGGUUGAGAUUGGGCUUGGUCCAUGUGGGGAGCUACGAUACCCUUCUUGUCCUGUAAAGCAUGGUUGGAGAUAUCCUGGUAUUGGUGAAUUUCAGUGUUAUGAUCAGUAUUUGUUAAAAUCCCUGAAAAAGACAGCAGAAGCAAGGGGACACCCAUGUUGGGCUAGAGGACCAGAAAAUGCUGGUACCUAUAAUACCCAACCGCAUGAAACCGGAUUCUUCUGUGAUGGAGGAGAUUAUGAUGUCUACUAUGGCAGGUUCUUCCUUAAUUGGUAUUCUCGUAUUUUGGUUGAACAUGGUGAUCGGGUGCUUUCUCUGGCAAAGUUAGCUUUUGAAGGCACGCAAAUUUCUGCAAAGCUAUCAGGUAUUCACUGGUGGUACAAGACGGCCAGUCAUGCUGCUGAAUUAACUGCUGGAUAUUACAACCCAUGUAACCGUGAUGGUUAUGCUGCAAUUGCUGUAAUGCUAAAGAAGCAUGGAGCCACUCUAAACAUUUCAUAUUCUGAAUUGCGGAUGUUAGACCAGCAAGUGGACUUUUCAGAUGCACUCUCGGAUCCUGAUGGAUUAUUGUGGCAAGUUCUGAAUGCUGCAUGGGACGUUGACAUACCAAUUGCUAGUGAAAAUGCUCUUCCUUGCCAUGAUAGAAUUACCUAUAACAAGAUUUUGGACAAUGCCAAGCCCCUGAAUAAUCCAGAUGGAAGGCAUUUUUGGUCUUUUACAUACCUUAGGCUUAGCCCACUUCUCAUGGAUAGACAGAACUUCAUGGAAUUUGAACGAUUUGUGAAGAAAAUGCAUGGUGAAGCACUAGAGAAUUACUCAUUACUAUUUAUUCUCCAAUUUUUUUAGUCUCUUAAAUGCUGCCUAAUUUAUCCUGUUACCUAAUCCGAACGCGUCUGGUAGGAAGGUAAGUAAUUCUCAAUAAAAAAAUGGUUGAAAAACAAGGGUGAUUAAUUACUCUGCACAAAAUUAGGCUUUUGCACUUUUCUAGUCCAAGAAGGUGCGACGCUGUCCAGAAUUAGAAGGAUCACCGAUUUGUUUGCCUGGGAUGGAAAAUUUUUUGGUUUGAUAUGGUCUGCUGUAGCCUUUGUUUUAUAAAUCUUAUGAUCAUCAUCUAUCUGUGACCUUUAAAAAGUUAAAUCCCAGACUUACAAGCUAUGUUCAAAGAAAGUAAAGGACUUCAUUUUCAUGUGGGACCUUUUAGCUGAAUCAUUUGAAUGAAUGAACUCCAAUUCUCUUUCAUAGGCAUACAAUUCUACCAAAAAGUUGUAGUUUGAUACAUGAAAUAGAACGCAAGCCUUUUAAAUUGUUAGCAAGCAAUUUUUAUUUUCAUUUUUAAAAAUUUUCAUUAUUAAUGCUUUCUGAUUCAUGCGUCAGCAUCCAAGGGUGAAAUAGAAUUAGAAUUGCAAGCAUCAGUGUCCAUGUAUUCUGCAUUAGAUCACCGUGGUUGAUGUUUUUCAUUUUCA
Messenger RNA from Manihot esculenta (cassava), 3434 nucleotides. RefSeq names its product beta-amylase 7. Gene Ontology annotation, molecular function: beta-amylase activity. Gene Ontology annotation, biological process: polysaccharide catabolic process. The coding region runs from base 691 to 2817 and encodes 708 amino acids. The record is from RefSeq and is a predicted model, not a curated record. The transcript has 10 exons. NCBI's taxonomy places the organism in Eukaryota, Viridiplantae, Streptophyta, Magnoliopsida, Malpighiales, Euphorbiaceae.